CUCAACAGCAAAAGGUUUCUGUUUUAAAAUUUAUUUUCAGUCUGCUAAAAUGGACAUGAUGGAAUCUUUAAACAAUAAUGAUGUCAAUUUUAUUGAGAGAUUUUUGCAUGCCUUUAAGAUGUUAGGAGGUAGUGAGCUGGGAGUCAUUGAUUUUGAUCAUUUUAAACAAAUUCUGGAGCAGGAAAAUUCAGCUGAUGCUAAAGAAAUUCUGGAUCUUAUUAAAACAGAAAAUCAUGUGAAGGAUAACAAGCUUGACUUUGUAAGUUUGUGUUCUUCUAUUCUGUCUAUAAAGGGCAUUUUUAACAGUGCUCUGGAAAAUGGAAAGGUUGCUAUUCAAGGUCCAGGAAUAAAUACUCGUACAUUCACUCGAAACAAAGGUUCCGCUAAAACGAGUAACUCACCAUAUGACAAGACUAUUUCAACUCAGAAGAGUCUUAACAAGUUUCUUAAAGGUGUGCUGUUCCAUGUUGAUGGUGAUAUGCUCAGUUACCGCUAUCAGUUGGAGGUCCUGGAAAAUACUGUUGUCGAAAUUUUUGUUACAGCUAUAACAGAUAAAGGUGAGACUACACCUAACAUUCCUGUGGAAGUAUUGAUAUUUCAGGAUGGCAAGAAUAAAACUUUUAUUACAUCCUCAUCAUUCCUUAAUGAAGAUGGUUUUUGUACCGUAAAAUAUGCUUUGAAGAAAGGAAAAUACAUUCUAAUACCUAUCCUGUUGAAAUGGGACAUGUUGAGAAAGUCAAAUUCUUUUGACAGAUUGAAUUUGGAUUCAUUAAUACAUGUUGAAGAAGAUUCCAGUGUCAUUUUAACAUCAGCAUGUGAAAGAUCUUUGAAAACUAUUUUCGAUUGUAUCGAUCUUGAUGAAAAUGGGCUUCUCAAUCCAACUGAAUUUGAUUAUUUCAUUCGCCACGUAUCUGGCGAAACAGCAGCUGAAGAAUGGAAUACUGUUGAAGAUAAUUUUAAAACAGAAAAUCAACAGUUAACUUUUGAAGGCUUUGUGGAACUCUACAGAUUAGUUCUGCAAACAGAUCCUACUGAUGUAAUGAGCAUGCUGCAACAUAUGGGAAUGAAUGAAACUUUGGAACUUGAAAAUGCACUACCAUUCCGUUUGGCUGUCAAAUCUGUAUCUGGAAAGUUCAAUCUUCUACCACUGCCUGUAUCUUCCUACAAAGAAGUUGCUGAAAAAGUUUUGAGAAAAGUUGCUGUGGAACAAGGAGUUUCAAAGAAAGUCAGAAAUAUGAAUGAUUUAUUUGUUUUCAUUCAUCGUCUCCCAUACAGAGCGACACUUGUAAUUCAAAAUCAGUCUCACAGUCGAGUGAAAAUUAGAUUAGAUUGCAGCAAAAGUGUGAACUGUGCAAGCCAUUAUGGGCGUUUGGAUUUUACUUUUAAUGUGCUACCCAGAACCUGUAUAACUGGCCAUCAUUUGUUUCCUGUGGAUCCAUCAAAAGAGUGGACAGUUGAAUGUACAGAGUACCUGUUGUAAAAUUUUUCAUGAUGGGGUAUUAAACACCAUCUAAAAAUGAAUCAUUCAUAUAAUCAUGUUCAUGUACUAUUAUUUUCAUUUUUCGUUUUAUGUAUAUAUUUUUAUAUAAUUUACAAAAUCUUUGUUUUGUUACAUUUUAUUAAGUAGAGAAAGUUCCCCACACAGCAUAUCCCUUGAAUCAAUCUAGUUUAGAAAGUAAAUAAUAUCCAUACACACACAUAUCUUGACAAUGUAGUACAUAACAAAGCUUGUAUGUAAAUAUUUUAAUUUAUUGAUAUAGUUGCAAUAUUAAUUAGAUUAUUCAAUGUAUUUCUUCUAUGCACAAUUAGUCCACGUUACAUCAGUUCAAUAACAUUACUAGCAUCUUAAACUAAAUAGUUUUAGUUAUAAUUAAUGAGCAGUCAUUUAUUAGUCAAAUCUGCACUUAUACAUGCAUGUAAGACUUCUCUGUUAUAGAUGUAAACCUGAAAUUCUUGAAAAUAAAUGUUUCAAACAUG
Messenger RNA from Argiope bruennichi, 1977 nucleotides. RefSeq names its product EF-hand calcium-binding domain-containing protein 7-like. Gene Ontology annotation, molecular function: calcium ion binding. The record is from RefSeq and is a predicted model, not a curated record. The coding region runs from base 50 to 1480 and encodes 476 amino acids. The transcript has 10 exons. Lineage: Eukaryota; Metazoa; Arthropoda; Arachnida; Araneae; Araneidae.